Metschnikowia bicuspidata var. bicuspidata NRRL YB-4993 is the source of this 612-nucleotide messenger RNA. RefSeq lists its product as uncharacterized. Bases 1 to 612 code for a protein of 203 amino acids. The transcript has a single exon. Lineage: Eukaryota; Fungi; Ascomycota; Pichiomycetes; Serinales; Metschnikowiaceae. The record is from RefSeq and is a predicted model, not a curated record.
AUGGAAGACUUGGCGGAGGACAAUCGCAACAAAGCAACACAUUGUUCAACUGAGAAACUACCCAAGACAGAAAUCUUAACACCGCCCCUCGAGGAAAACAAUAGCAAAGACUCUGCAAAAAAACUUUCAGCGAUCACUGUUGAUACUACUUGUGACACUAAUAUUUAUGAAAAGCAAGCCAGGGUUUCUGAUCCAGAGCAGGCUUCUGGUUUGCCUUUAGACUCGUCCCAAGAAGAUAACACCGCCACUAACCACGAUGAUCUUUACUUGUCUCGCUUACGCAAGCACCUGAAGCACAAGAGACAAACAAGAACCACCCUUGCUUCUGUCUCGGUGAAAAAUGACUGUGGCAUGCCCACGUUUGCGCCAGCUUAUACAUGCCAAUUUGAUACUGAGACAACAGAAGAAAAUGAAGGGUGGCAAGUGCAAAGAAAAAGACGUCUGAGGGGAUCUCGCCUGCUUGUGAACCAUGGCUUGCAUUCCAGCAGGGCGACAUCCUCGACUUUAGGACCUGUUGAAAAGGUCUCUCUCCUUGAUAGCUAUGGCGGAAUGGAGCCCAUACCUGAGAAUAUUGUCAUCUUGUACAAGAGAAAAAGAACAGAUGGUCUUUGA